Anneissia japonica is the source of this 2857-nucleotide messenger RNA. Its product is annotated as tyrosine-protein kinase receptor Tie-1-like. Gene Ontology annotation, molecular function: carbohydrate binding; scavenger receptor activity. Bases 124 to 1671 code for a protein of 515 amino acids. The transcript has 10 exons. Lineage: Eukaryota; Metazoa; Echinodermata; Crinoidea; Comatulida; Comatulidae. The record is from RefSeq and is a predicted model, not a curated record.
AUUAUUUCGAAAAAACAGGCAAACUUUAGAAGGUAAAGCGAGGUUCUGAAGACUAACCAGACAACUGAUUGCUGGCAUCGUUGAUUUGUCCGCGGCAGUUGUCGGCAGAUGUGAGCAAAUGAAAUGUUUUUCUUAAAGGAAUUGUGUUUCUUGAUAUCUCUGAUUGGACAUUCUACAGGUAAUGAUGGUGAGCUCAAAUUCAAUAUGGUAGGCUUCACUUCAACUCCUGUUGUUAAUGAUAUUGGGCAAAAUGAUGUUCGUGGUUACACACUGGGCUCCGAUAGAUCAAAUAAUAUCACACUCAACAUUUUACUCGUAGUCAACACAAGUCUAUCAGGACAACCGCUAUGCGAAAAUCCUCUCUUGGAUGUUACAUGUGAAUUAACAACAAUUCCUAAGGUAAAUUCGACUCGGCUUGAAGCUCACAUUAUUAGCAAUGCUGAACCUCGAAUAGGCGUAUUUACUGCGUACGCUGAGAAGGGUAAUCGAAGUGGCACUGCUACUAUAAUAGUUCACCAUGCAAAGACCCCUGUAAUACCAAUUGUUCGCACCAAGACUGUCAGUGUAUGUGAUAGUAACGUUACAUUGAGCGUAAAUCAAUCUAGUGGAAAUAUUGAAAGCUUACGAUGGGCGAAGAAUGGAGAUUAUAACGAAGAAUGGGAUGGGCUAACGGAGAUCUUUUUCAAAAAUAUUACACUGAAUGAUUCUGGGAUUUACGAAUGUUAUAUAAAUGGCAGCCGGAAUGAAGGAAAAUACGCAUUCAUGCAGAUGAUAGUAAGAGAAUGUCCACAUAACAAAUGGUCCCCGCCGAAUUGCAUUAUGGAGUGUGACGUUUGCUACAAUGGAGGAGUGUGCGAUACAUACAUCGGAACCUGCAUAUGUCCUUCGGGAUUUAUUGGAAAUAGAUGCGAAAUACCUGCUGGUGGUAAUCUUUUUGGACGUGAUGGUAAAGUUACGUGCAGCAGCAGUACAAUUGAUAACGGAUGCAGAGGGAAUCUGAUUUGUCCACCUAUGCCACAAGGUUGUGCCUGUCACGCUGGCUGGAAAGGACUCGACUGUAAUACAGAAUGUGAAGCAGGCAAGUAUGGCGCUGACUGUCGGCAAAUUUGUCAUUGUGACGCUGAUCAGUGCGACCAUUCCAGUGGCUGUAAUGAGAACGCAACAUGUCACACUGGCUACAAUGGUACAAGAUGUUUAGAUUCAACCGCCAUUAUCAAAAUAAUUUGUGAGGACCGUACAGAUAAUUUGACGUGUGACUCUAUGUACACGAUACGCGUACUUACUGCAGUCUAUGGCCGAAUGCACCCUGGUGUGGUUUACUGCAAUCACCAAUAUAGCACAAAUUGCACGAUGGACGUGUUUCAGGACAUCUCUGGGAUGUGUGAUGGUAAAAACAGAUGUACUAUAACCGCUUCAAAUAGCAAUUAUGAUGACCCUUGUGAGGGUACCCACAAGUACUUGAACAUUAAAUAUGAAUGCAUGAUACUUUCUGAAGACAGUCCUACAUCUUUCAGAGGGCACACCACUCAUGGCAGAGUGCAUUCUAUUAAUCAUACGGCGUGUAGUGUGACAACAACUGAUGGUAACGUACUUAGUACCAAAUUAACAUGGAUCUAUAAUUCAUACUAUAGCUCCAUGAUAGUUUGUUUAGGCAUGGAGGAAUAUGUUUAGACUAAACUUAUUCGCCCAUGAUGGUUUAAUUCAUGUAUCAGUCAAUCGCGAACCCUGUUGGUAAAAGACGAUGAAGAAUGGUUGAUGCCAGUUAGUUAUACACAUAUAUGCACUAAUCCUUUAUUUUACAGCACUACUGAGGUUAUUGUAAUGGAAUAUUUUAACUGGAAAAGUAGUUUUUGGAGAUUUUUCAGAUUUCUAUACCAGAAUUAUUUUGAUAAGGACAUUCACAGUCAUCCGCCAUUAUCACUGGUCUGGUUGUAAAAGCAAUCUUCCAAGCCGACUCUCAACGAAGGCAAAUUGUUUCCGGACAACGUGUCGAAUGCAUUCAAUCCUGUUGAAUUACCGAAAUGAAAAAUGGGAUAACCAUGUUAAAAGAAGUAGUAUACCCAGCAAAUGUAGUCUAAGGCAAUGGAUUGAAGCUACAAAUAUUGGCGUAUGUUAUCCAAUCCAAUCCAAUCUUCGACUUACAAGGCGCAUUAUACAAGCCUAACGCCAAUUUGAGGGAGUGCUCAGGAAAAAAGAAACAAAUGGAGAAAGCUGAAUACAAGAGAAAAAGCAGCAAGCAGAAAAGAGAGAACAGAAGAAAAACAAAACGACAUAAAGAAAACAUUAAAAUGAACAGUCACAUCAUUGAUUUCCAAAUACGAUCAUCGAGAUAUACUAUACGAUUGAGCUAUAUGAUCGUGCAUGGUUCCAGUAACACAUAGAAUUAGACUGUUACAGUGUUAAAUCACAUUUGACCGUCAAUAUCAAAACCGUAAUAUUGUAUCGUACUAUUCGCUUAAGAAUUAUAUAGAGUAAAUUUUAGGUAUAUUUUAUAAGAAUUCUAAAUAAGUUUUGUGAAUAAUAUAAAAUUUGAUACUAAACAAUGACAUGGCAGCAGACAUAGGCUAAUCGUAACAUUAAUUUGAUGAUCUUAAUUAUUAAUUAAUUUAAUUGAAAGAUGUUUAAACAAUUAAUUAGCCACCCUAUCAAUCAAUCAACUAAAUAAUCAAUCAACCAAUCAAAUAUAUCAAUUAGUCAAUAAACCAAUCAAUUAUUGAAGCAAUACAUUUUAGCUAUAGAAAAAAUAGAAGUCAAAAUCAUACCAACAAUUUUAUUAACAACCAAUAAAAAUAUUACCUAAUAAUAAUAAUUAGUUUAUUGAUAUUAUUAUCACUAUCAUUGACAUUAAUAUUACUAU